This is a messenger RNA of Homalodisca vitripennis (glassy-winged sharpshooter), 2246 nucleotides long. RefSeq lists its product as uncharacterized. The transcript is spliced from 2 exons. NCBI's taxonomy places the organism in Eukaryota, Metazoa, Arthropoda, Insecta, Hemiptera, Cicadellidae. The record is from RefSeq and is a predicted model, not a curated record. The coding region runs from base 1827 to 2177 and encodes 116 amino acids.
CUGUAACCUCUAUAACCAACACUAAAAUGCAAGUGAAUAUUCUGUUUAGUGCAGAAACCCCUCAAGUGACAACACUUGAGGGGUUUCUGAAACAAAUAGGGGAUAAUUUAAAUUUAUGAGAAAUGACAGUUGGUAACACUGAGCCAGUAGCAUUUUCCCACUCAUUCAGUUCUGGUCAGCUGUUGUUUGUUUGUUAAUACUGCUUAUUUAACUAACCUAAACCUAAACUUGUCAGAAAUCUGAGUUAGUGAAUAGUGAUCACAGUUUUGUUUAUUAACUAUACGUGUUUGUCACAAUGAGUGAAAGUUCUGAUGAGGAGCAACAACCACCAAGGAAGAAAAGAGGAACAACACGACCAGAAAGUUAUAAACGUUAUAUCAUACGUGAUGCCAGAGUAAAGGGGGCAGGUUAUGUUUCCUACAAAGGUAAGCAGGUGUCAAGUAAAGUGUUUACCGAGGAUAUAGUUUGUAAGUGUCCAAUCAAAUGUCAUCGUAAGAUAAACAAUGAGUCCAAGAAAAACAUUUGGAACUUUUUUUACUCCCUGGAAACAAAAAAUGCUCAAGAUGUCUACCUUCAAACACUUGUUGAGGCCAAAGAAAUUGGUAGGCGUUCCAAAUGUGGACAAAAUAUUGAAUCAAUGAGUGAAGAACCAAAUGAGCUAAUGGAACAGGACACUAGAAGUUUCAAGAGAAAUCAUACUUAUGUUUAUCAUUUAAAAAUUAACGGUUGUCUUAUACCUGUUUGCAAAAGUGUGUUUUUAAAAGUCCAUGGAAUUUCAGCUGAUCGUAUGAAAAGGAUUUGUCAGCUUUUGCUCCAGGAGAAAAGUCCACGUGACUUGAGGGGCAAAACCCGAAGUGGAAACGCCAUACCAGGAAAUAUCUGUAUACUUAUUGAUCAACAUAUAAAGUCAUAUGAAAUAAAGGAAACUCAUUAUGGUGGUAAGCCAAAGAAAUACUUAGAUGCUCGGCUUACUGUCAAGAAAAUGCAUGAAAUGUUUAUAGAUAAACAUCCUGAUCUAGAAAAAGUUGUAAAAUACAACUUUUAUUACGGCUACUUUAAGGAAAAUUUUAAUUUCUCAUUUGGUCGUCCUCAAGUUGACGUAUGCUGUCAGUGCGAAAGUUUUUCCAGUAAAUUAAAGGAUCCCCUUAUGUGUGACAAUGCUAAACGUAAUGUUGCUGCUGAGCUAAUUCUUCACAAAAGGAGAGCAAAAAAAUUUUAUCAUUCCUUACAGUUAGCAAGUGAAGAUACAAAUGAUGACACUGUUGCUAUAUGUUUUGAUUUUAUGCAGAACCUCCCCCUGCCCCACAUACCCGUACAGGAGGUAUUUUACAUGAGGCAAUUAUGGGUAAACAAUUUUUGUAUUCAUGAUUUGAAAUCAAAUAAGGCCAAGAUGUACGUCUAUCACGAAGGGGAAGGAAACAAAUCUCCCAAUGAGGUGUGUUCUUUUAUUUUUGACUAUAUAAAAACGGAGAUCCCAGAUUCUGUAAAACAUUUGAUCUUAUUCAGUGAUGGACCUUUCGGCCAAAACAAGAACAACACUGUAAUUAGGUUUUUAAUGAAUUUGUGUGACAACUGCAACCUAGAGACAAUCACUUACAACUUCCCAGUACGAGGGCACUCGUACUCUCCUUGUGAUAGGGAUUUUGGUUGUAUAAAGCGUCUCAUAAGAAAGGUAGACAGGAUCUACACCCCUGAAGAAUAUAGAGAACUUAUUUUGAGGGCUAGUAAUACAGGCCGCUUUUCAGUUCACAUGGUUAAAACAGAUGAAAUCUUGAAUUUCAAGGACUGGUGGCCACUUUCUUAUAAAAAGUCCACUUCUGCUUCUGAUGAAACUUCAGGAAGGAAUGUUCCGAAAAAAAGACAAGGAGCCCUUCAAACUUUCAACAUAUAAGCAGUUUUGUUUCAGCUCAAGAACAAAGGGAAAAGUAGUAGUGAAACCGUUUAUUGAUGGUAUGAUUUCAUCUACAUUCACCUUCCUGAAAUGUGAUAAGCCUCCAGAACUACCAAAUCAGCCGGCCUAUCCCCAAGGAAAGGUACCCAUUAACAAGAAAAAGAUACAGGAUUUGAGAAAAUUAACUGAGUACACGAGAGGUUAUGAACAUUUUUAUAAUGCAAUCCUACUGUGGCCUACAACUGACUCUGAAAACCCUGAGGAAGUGGAUCAAGGGUGUGAAUAAGUUGCACUUCUGUCUUUUUAUUUGCAAAUAGAUGUUUUCUCUGUAAUAAAUAAUCAUUUUUGACACUUG